This is a messenger RNA of Oikopleura dioica, 1101 nucleotides long. The record is from the annotation of a GenBank genome assembly. NCBI's taxonomy places the organism in Eukaryota, Metazoa, Chordata, Appendicularia, Copelata, Oikopleuridae.
AUGAAAUCGAGAAUCGUGGAAGAGAUUCGCCCCGUAGAAGAGACGCCUCCGCCGAAAAUUAAAAAGCCGAAAGGUCGGCAGAAAAAGAAAACUGUUGAAGAGGAAAUUCGACCGAUGAGCAAUGAUUUGCCACGAAAGCGGCAAAAAAAGGACCAAACGAAGAGCGAAAAUGACCCUUUACCAGCCGAGGCUAAAAGGUCCAAAAGUCGUAUUCCCGUAAGGAUCCAAAAAAAUCCGAUAAAGGAGACUACCGCCCAAAAAGGCCCGAAAUCGAACGAGUUGGCAAAUGUGAGAUGCCUUGAAUGCCACGCUGUCGGAACAGUGAUGAAAACGAUCCACGGAAUCGUCCUUUUUCCGAAUAAAGUUAAGAAAACUCUGCUCGAGCUGGGUGGAGGCAUUUUGAUGCCGAAUAUAAAGAAAGUGAAGCCGACUGUCAAGAUAGCCAAUAAGAAGGCGAAGAAAUUCGUGGAGGGGUUCAAUCAACUUGAAGACAACAAAGAGGACGAAGAAAACGACGGAUUAUUUCAGAGAUCGGUUAAAAGGGUCCAAAACUUCAGGGCACGAUUCGCCAGUGGGGUCAAAAAUGCAAAGGGCGAGAAAAAAUUUGAGCUUGUGAAGAUGAUUGAGCGAGAAAAGACGAAGACGCCGGCAAAGGACGUUCCUGAACGAUUCACGGGCUUCUUUUCCGACGAGUUUGAAAAAGACAACUUCUGGAAAUCGAAAAAACGCUUUUCGCUCCACGGCAACGCAACGAUGCCUCAAUUCGCCGUUUACAUGUUGUUCGGCUGCAUUUUCUGGGGUAUAGUCGUCGGAAUAACGAAUUACUAUUCGAUGCUUGCAGCUCGGAUUCAACCAACUUAUUUAACGAACGUUUGCCAAGCUGGCUUCAAAAACUGCACUGUUACGAACAAUAUGGACUACUGCGCGCAUUUGCUUCAUGAUUGCAUCGGAACUGGCAAUUUCACGCAACCGGCUGUAAUCAAAAUUCAGGGAAGACCAGUAGAGCCACCUCUUACCUUUACAGACAAAGAGAAUGACGUCAAUCAACAACGAUGCAAAAAACAAAAGUUCUAUGCCAUGUUUUUCAAAAUAACUCUUUAA